ACACAAACUGUUAUAAAUUCCAGACACUUGGACAGUGAGGGGGGCACUAUCUGAAUUUCAGCUUUCUUUAGCCAUCUAAAAGUAGCGCCUUUGUUUCUCCUUUAAACCAUUGCUCACUUUUAAUAACUAGUACUGUCGUUUGUCAAUUUGUACAUUCUUGCAAGACCAAAAUAUUAUGGUCUGUGCACGUGCAUUUUCCAAACCCUUAGGGAAUGCCUCGGUUACCUGGAGGGAGCUCUUUCUGCUCAGCAUGUUGAAGUUUGUACUCAGCUCUGGGUGGAAUGCAGUGAGCAGGUUGAGACCUGAACUUCCGCAAAAGAAAAAAAGGCAGGAAGCUCAAUAACUGUCAGCGAACAGCGUACUCAGCACAACACGCCCUGCUAUGUGCGCAUGGUGCCCCAUGCAUUAUUUUAGAAUUUAAAUCUCAGCACAGGUUUGGUCAUAUAUAACUGGACAUAAAGCCAUCACUUUAAAGAUGGACGAUAUUGACGCAAUGUUCAGCGACCUGCUGGGGGAGAUGGACCUCCUCACACAGAGUUUAGGGGUGGACACGGUUCCCCCAGAGUCUAAAUCCAGCUCAAACAAAGAGAUCAGCUUCUCCAUCGGGUUCACAGAUAUGAAUGAAUCUUUGAAUGAACUGGAAGACAACGAUUUGGACGCCUUGAUGGCGGACCUGGUGGCGGAUAUCAGCGCAACAGAAGAUAGGCUGAAGUCAGCAGAGAGCAGCCACCUCAAGCCCCACCCGGACCCCAUGGGCCUGCCUCCGCCACCCCCGCCUUCACAGAAUUACAGCUUCCCUGCUCCGCCCAGCAAUGACAGCAGCAGCAGAGUCCCUGACCCCACGCCCGCAGCCAUCCCUCCAGCACCUCCCCCUCAAGCCCCACAAGCCCCAGCCCCUCCACAGGCCUCUAAACCUUUAUUACCGGAAGAAGUAGAAGCACAAGCCAAAGCAGACAAAAUAAAGCUUGCUCUGGAAAAGCUGAAGGAGGCCAAAGUAAAGAAGCUUGUCGUAAAAGUGCACAUGAACGACGGCAGCUCCAAGACCCUGAUGGUGGACGAGAGGCAGACGGUGCGAGAUGUGGUGGACAACCUCUUCGAAAAGACACACUGUGACGGUGGGGUGGACUGGAGUCUGUAUGAAACCAACCCUGAGCUUCAGCUCGAAAGAGGCUUUGAAGACCAUGAGAAUUUAGUAGAACCUUUGUCUGCAUGGACACGAGACAGUGAAAACCAGAUUCUCUUUCUGGAGAGAAUUGAUAAAUACGCUGUCUUUAAAAACCCUCAGAACUUCUAUCUCUGGAAGAAAGACAAAAAGGCUCUCAAGGACAUGAAAGAGAAGGACAAAGAAAUGCUGCUGGAGGAGAACUUCUGUGGGUCCUCCAUCAUUGUUCCUGAUCUGGAGGGGCCUCUGUACCUGAAAGAGGAUGGAAAGAGGUCCUGGAAACAGCGUUACUUCCUGCUGCGGGCUUCUGGGAUUUAUUAUGUUCCCAAAGGAAAGAGCAAGACGUCGCGCGACUUGGCUUGCUUCGUCCAGUUCGACAACGUGAAUGUCUACUACGGCAAGGAGUACAAACAUAAAUACAAGGCACCCACGGAGUUCUGUUUCGUUCUCAAGCACCCUCAGAUUCAGAAGGAGUCCCAGUACAUCAAAUACCUGUGUUGUGAGGAUGCCUGGACCAUGACCCUGUGGGUAACCGGGAUCCGAAUCGCCAAGUAUGGGAUGACACUGUACAACAACUACAAGGAGUCUGUAAAGAAAGCUGCAGUGUCCUCCCUGUGGUCCAACCGAACCAUCGGCAACUCCUCAAUGCCCCCCGCGGCUUCAAAAGCGACGACUUCCUCUCAGCCCAACGGACACGCUCCACAGCCCCCUGCACAGUCACCCGCCAUAGCCACCGCCUUCUCCGAGGCCUGGAAGUGUGGCGACACCAAGCUUCAUGGCAAUGCCUCCUCUCUGCCUCUCCCGCCCCCACCAGAAGAAGACUUCCUACCACCUCCUCCCCCUGACCCAGGAAUGCCACUUCCGCCCCCACCCCCAGACCCCAUGCUCCCACCCCCACCUCCCGGCCCCAUGCUCCUACCCCCACCGCCCGGCCCCAUGCUCCCACCCCCACCUCCCGACCUCAUGCUGCCACCCCCACCUCCACCCCUGUCUGGAAAGAAAGGCUUAAAGGCCUCGCUCAAAGCUGCCGCUAAGCACCAGGCAGCAAGCUUGCCCCCGCCGCCCAUGGAAGAUUUCCCACCCCCGGACUUUCUGCCACCUCCGCCUCCCGCCCCUGGACCAAGUGGGGGAGCUCCUCCCCCUCCCCCUCCGCCUCCGCCUCCGCCGCCCCCACCUCCUGCCAUGUCGGCCGCUCCUACCCCCGUCCUGAAAAAAGUGGGUCCGCCUCCACCAAGGAGGACUGAGCCCGUGGCAGCAGGGCCCCCUGGAGGCGACCUAAUGUCAGAACUGAUGUUAGCCAUGCGGAAGAAGCGGGGCGAGCAGUAGUGUUUUUGACAUGUCACAUGUUGACAAGGGUUCACCUCGCUGUCAUAUUUAUGCUAAAACUGUGGAAUAGCAAAAGUAAUACCAACCAAAUAUUUACUUAAAUCUGCAUAAAUUUUAAAGGGCUGCUCGGAGGCUCAUCCAGUUCUAGUGCAUGGAUGUGUCCCAUGGUGUGAGAUAGCAGGGCGAUGCAAUAGUAGCAUCAGCCAGGGAUGGGAGGGAUUGCACAUCAGCGAUCCCUGCUGGUCGAUCGGGCACCUGCAACCUGUUAACACAUUUAUCUGCACUGUUAAUGAAAUGUCUCGGACUGAUGCUGGUGUGACCCUGACUUGAAACGGCAGUUUGAUAAGAAGCGACAUGUGAGGAGAGCACACGCCUGUUCAUGUUCUCCUGAGCUGAUAGCGGAGGCUGCAGCAAAGAGCGCUGAUAAACAAAAAAUGGGGAAAGACAUCAAAAAUGUACAUGCCUCCUUUUUUUUUUUUUUUUUUUUAAAGUACAGCAUGCAGGUCUGUGCUCCGGUUGUAUUUUUUUAUUUUUUACUUUAUUCAUUGGGAUAAAUCAGAGAGAGUAAGGGACACAGAAAGCAAUGACAGGUCAAAAGGUUCCUUGGUGGGAAUCAAACUCAAAAUACCCACAUGGGGGAUUUUCAUAUAGCUGGAGUCAGCCACUCUAUUAACUGCACCACAUGGUUAGCCUUUUUUAAAACUCUUUUUAAUGGCACUUGUUUUUAAACAGGAAUGUAAAUGUGUCCAGCACCUUGACACAUUUGUGCCUGUAAUUACUCCUGAAGGCCAGACCCUGAAAGAUUUAAAAUGUAAAUAGCACAUCUCACCUUCUCUUAACACAUAGGGAGUACGUGUACAUACUGUAUAAACCAACAAGUUUAAAGAUGGUUAAGGAAAAGCAGACUGAAAACUUCCUGUUUGACUAUGGCAUGACUUCUCAUCUGAUUGUCACUUAUAGCAGCUACAGAACCUCUGGUGUAUGUUGAGAAAAAUAACGGAAGCAGCCCGAAUUAACUGGCUUAAUAUAAAUGUGUAUUUUAAGUG
Anguilla anguilla (European eel) is the source of this 3534-nucleotide messenger RNA. RefSeq names its product amyloid beta (A4) precursor protein-binding, family B, member 1 interacting protein (gene apbb1ip). Gene Ontology annotation, cellular component: cytosol; plasma membrane. Gene Ontology annotation, biological process: signal transduction. The transcript is spliced from 14 exons. NCBI's taxonomy places the organism in Eukaryota, Metazoa, Chordata, Actinopteri, Anguilliformes, Anguillidae. The record is from RefSeq and is a predicted model, not a curated record. The coding region runs from base 476 to 2488 and encodes 670 amino acids.